Molecule: messenger RNA, 4528 nt
Organism: Bufo bufo (common toad)
Lineage: Eukaryota; Metazoa; Chordata; Amphibia; Anura; Bufonidae
Gene: CALCOCO2
Product: calcium binding and coiled-coil domain 2
Exons: 19
Coding region: 154-1935 (593 amino acids)
Source: RefSeq, a predicted model, not a curated record
CCUGUAAUAGCUGUAAUACAUCUUUCACUUUCAUUUCACAAUCUUGCGCAGCUCUCAAAUCCUUCCGGCUUCUCUGCUCUCUGAUUUCUCUACAUUUCUGGAUGAACAGCUAGGCCUGGGUGACAUAUUCCAUGCUCUAAAGCUCCGCCGACCAUGGAUUUUGAAGCAGAGGGCCCACCCACGUCUAUUAUUUCGCCUGCUGAAUGCAAUUUUUCACAGGUCAUCUUCACGAAUGUGCAGCAGUUCUACAAACCUAACACCGAUGUCCAGUGCAAAUUCCGCAGGGAGCAAAGCUUUGCCAGCAACUCUAAAGACUGGAUUGGAAUCUUUAAAGUUGGAUGGAAAACGACCAGAGAAUAUUUCACCUGGAUCUCGGCACGGACCAGCGUGGACGACACUGUUCUCUUCACAGCAUACUAUCUGCCCAAGGAUGAUGACUACUACCAGUUCUGUUAUGUGGACUACAAUGGGGAAGUACGAGGAGCCAGCAUACCUGUUCAGUUCUGUCACAACAUCCCAGAAGAUGAUGAUGAUAUCCUGAUGGUGACAACUGAGAUGGAGAUGAUGAGGACAAAUCAAGAGAAUGCGGAACUAAAGAAAGUAGUGGAGAAGCUGACAGAGGAGAAUACACAACUGCAAGAAAAAGUAUCCUCACUUCAGAAUGAAACCCAGGCCAAGGCUGAGAGGAUCCAGAACCUUCAGGAUGAGCUACUGAGUUCUACAGAGAAGACACAGAGGCUGGAAACAGAAAAUAUGGAGCGGACAGUCCACACCAAGAAUCUUGAGGAAGAAACCGAGAUAAUGAAGAAGACCAUCCAGUCACUGAACACUGACCUGCAAAUGCAAAGGAGCCAUGAGGAGAAAUUGCUCUCAGAAAUGAAGGAGAUGGAGAGAUCAAAUGAUAUCUUCCAGGCACAAAAGAAGCACUUUGAGGAUCUGCAAAUCCGCAUGAAGGCCAUCGAGGAGGAAAAAGAGAUGCUGGAGUCAGAGAAGAAACUGUACAUAGAAAAAGAGACAAAAAUGCUCUCAGAAAGAAAGGAGUUGGAAAAAUCACUGGAGAAGUUAAUGGCUGAAAAGAAUCACUCCCAGAGCGAAGACAUGGCCAGGCAGAAAACAGUGGAGAACCUGACUUCUACUGCCAAUCAGUGUAAAGAAGAUACUGUUAAACUGAAGGCAGAACUUGAAUUGCAGACAUGUGCACUGGAAAAAGAGAAGAAACAGAAAGAGAAUCUAAGGCAAUCAUUGGAGAAAGAGGGUAAAAGGGCUGUUGAUUUAGAACGCAACCUGGAGCAGAAGAAUGAAAAGCUUCGAUCUACAGAAGAGAAGAUGACGGGCUUGUGCAAACAGGUGGACGUUCUUAAGGCUGAAAAUGAGAAUAAAAUGAAACAGAUGGGGGCGUUGCAUAUGACGAUUGCUAAUUUGGAGGGUGAGGUGAAAAGACUGAAAGACGAGUGCAAGAGCAAGAUGGAAGCAGAAAGAACAGUGAGCGAACUGAGAACACAACUCAAAUAUGCUGAAGAGAAGAAGCAUGGCUUGGAAAGGCAACUGGCUCAGCAGCAGGACAUUUGUAGACAACAUGGUGAAGAAGUGCUUACAUUAAGAAGUGCUCUUGAACUUCGAGAAGAAGAGAUUAACGAUUUGAAGGACGUACAUAAGAAUCAUCGUAUUGAAAUAGAUGAACUCCACAGCCAUUUGUUAGCCAGAGAACCAACCUCACACAUGGCUUCAAACCCAGGGUUGAUUUUUAGGAAUCCAUAUGAAGGAAAUUAUCCUAGUUUCUCCAGUGAGUAUGGAUCAUCCACAAGCUCUACAAGCAGACAGCCAUCGCGUCCUUUAAAAUGUCCUGUAUGUGGUGAAACGUUUUUCACUCAUCAGCGUCAGAUAUUUGAAGAUCAUGUCAUGUGUCAUCUUGAUGGGGAUGAAGCCAGGCCAUGAUCAUGCUCUCAUCUGUAGAUAUACACUUAUAUACUGAGUAGAUUUUGUUGUAAUCGUUAAGAGAAAUUUAGGAAUAUAUUGUCUGAAAUCUGCAAGACAUGAGAUCCUCUGAUCUAUCCAUAUGCAUUUUGACCUUUAAAGGGAAUGUGUCGCCUAUAAUUUUUCUUUCUGCCUGUUAAAAAGCAGAUAGUGAUACAUCUCCUUUUUUCUAAUCUGUUUUUAUUUUCUGAUUGUAGAUUUUUAUUUUUAUCCGGUUUCCUGAAAAUGAUUAUGGGGGCAAUCAUCUUUCCUGAGAUGUUGUUAACAUCAUUUAGAGAUGUUUUACAGCAGCCAAAAAACUGCAGGAUUUUUUUUUUUUUUAAAUAUAGAUAGUGACACUGGAAAUUAAACAUAAAAUCACAAAAAAUUAUUUCAAAUAUUUUUUAAAUAGAAACUUGAUUCAAAGAAUAGGUAAUUUUCUGAUGAAGAUUCCUUUUAACACCCAAAUAGCAUCACAAAUUGUCUAAGUAAAGAAAGUCUGUGUGACCAUACAUUGCGUGUUCGUCUCUGACUGGCUUUCCACAGUGAGUGGAAGAGGCACAGCGCUCACCUGAGGUCUUCUGACCAGUAGUGGUAACUAGACCUCCAUCAAUGGAGUCAUGAUGAGGAUUUGAAGUGUCACUUGAACAGACUUGGCUUGGGCCUACUCAUACGGGUAUAUCUAAGUGGCCACCCUGGUCUUCACCCUUUAACCCCAAUACAGGGAUCUGGACUACACAGCAGGGUUCCCCUGCAGGCCCCUACCUUUUGGAGUAGUCUCUGUUCAAGUGACUGCUGACCCAUGGGGGUCGAGACACUGAGGGAUCACACAAAACUAUAAACAGAGACUGCCCAAAGUCAGGACAGGUGAAGUUUGUGCAAUCUGAAAAACAGUCUGAGGUCAGGGCAGGCAUCUCAGGAUCAGAACAGAGAAUAGGCAGCAGUCAGGUUAGACAGCGAAGGGGCAAAUCUGGAGAAAGGGCAGAAGUUGUUGCACAGGCAAACAAAUGUAGAGCCCAUUAAACUAGAAGCUAUUGCUCAGGCACCUUCCUACUGGGGAAUGUGCCUAAAGUACCCCAAGGUGGCCAGCCAUUGGCUGGUGGACACUAUUGUGCACAUGUGCUGGCCCUUUAGGCAGAGGUAGUGCAUGCGCACCCUGCAGGCAGAGCAGAGGCCUGCAAGAAUAAGAGGAAAACUGACAAGAAGCAGGACACAGCCUGCGAGGAGAAGUGGAGCUACUCUGGUAGCCGGAAUUGCAGAGAAGGGGAGAGAUGGCAUUGGGUCCAAGGCGCCAGGGAGCAGUUGAGCAGAAUGGUGCCCAUGAGCAGAGCAGUAGCAGACACAGGCGACCGCAAUAACAGAUAGAAACCUGCAACUAUGACUCGUUAAAAGUUUUAUGAAACUUAUGUGUCACAAGUUUCACCUGUAGAAGCCACGUGCCCAAAAGCCACUCAAGGAAAAUCUUAGCAAGUUUAAUAAGCUAGGAAUGUUUAAAAAAAAAUAAAAAAUCAUAUAAUUGCCUCAUUGAUUGUGCUCAGUUCCUGCACCAUUUAUCUCACUCCAUGUUGAUUUUAAAGUGUACUUAAAGGGGUUGUCCAAUAAAUAUAUACAUUUUUGUAAAGGCAGGGAAUGCUUUAAAAUAAUAAAGUAACCGAUACUAAUAUUGCCCAACUACCCCAACAAAGUGACUGCAGCCAAUCAUGUGUCGUCUAUCCACAUGACUGCUGCGGCCAAUCACACAGCUCUCCAUGUACUGACUUGUAGCCACAGCUAAUAUAAAGAAGGAGAGGAAGAGAGGAACUGGACAAGGCUGCAGCCUGAGCCAACAAUGAGUCAGGAGGUAGAUUUUAGAGUAGCUCUGACUCCCGGUGGCUAAGCCGCAGUCCCAGACCACAGCUCUAAUGAAGCAGAGGUUUAAAGUAUAUAAGUAGGGAGAGAAAUACAUUGCAGGUAAGAAUUGCUUAAAGUUAUUGAACUAUAUACAAUGAUAAGGCCCACAACUAGAGUAUCAAAUUAAAGGUGCAUUCACAUGUGUGUUGCAUCGUAUCCGCAAAAAAUGUGGAUCGAAUGCGGACCAAAAAUAUGGUCGUGUGAAUGGGGCCUUAGACCAUGUUACUCUUGGGUUUCUUAGACCUCCUAUGGCCUUGUAUCCCACUUUACCAAAGAGCUGUUCUUCCACAGAAGUAAUGUAAACUUUUUUCCCAGUAAAAUUCAUAUAGGAUCCAACAGAAAAAACUAUUGAGGAUUUAUCAAGGAAGAUUACAUCACGUGGUAUAAAACCCCUAUAAGUUACAUAAAAAAAUAAAAAAUAAAUAUAUAUAUAUAUAUAAUAUCUCCAUAAGUAAUUGCAGGCACACAUUGGGGCUCAUGCACAUCUAUGGCUGCUCUAUUACAUCUCCACUUGUACUGAAUACAGCUGUGUGAAUGAGGCCUAAUAUCUAAAAACUAGAAAAGCCUCACCAACCUGUGACUGACAUUCAAGUCUAAACAUUCAGUUGGUAUAUGGUACAUUAGAUACAAAUAUGUGAGAACCAUAUGAUUUUACCUUAUUUACAUCAUUUGUAUUUUACAAAAA